Oncorhynchus mykiss (rainbow trout) is the source of this 4523-nucleotide messenger RNA. NCBI's taxonomy places the organism in Eukaryota, Metazoa, Chordata, Actinopteri, Salmoniformes, Salmonidae. The record is from RefSeq and is a predicted model, not a curated record.
GGCCACCUGCUUUCAGCCAGGAACCAUUACCAGAUGACAAUAAGGAAGUGGAGAGUUUGGACAGUGAGGAUGUAUUAAAGAUCACACACAACCUUCUGGACAGAAGAAGUCAAACUCUGCUGACAGUCCAACAAGACAUCAAGGCUAAACUGAAACACAAGUAUCAACACAUAUCUGAAGGAAUUGGACACCAUGGAAACCAAAGUCUGUUCAAGGACAUCUACACAGACCUCUACAUCACAGAGGGUGGAAGUGGAGGGCUCAAUAAUGAACAUGAGGUUAGACAGAUAGAGAUGGCAUCCAAAAAACAAACCACACAAGAGACACCAAUCAAAUGCAACGACAUCUUCAAGCCGUUACCUGGACAAGACAAACCAAUCAGAACUGUGCUGACCAAAGGAAUCGCUGGCAUUGGAAAAACAGUCUCUGUGCAGAAGGUCAUCCUUGACUGGGCAGAGGGAAAAGCAAAUCAGGACGUUCAUUUCAUGUUUCCUCUUCCUUUCCGUGAUCUGAACCUGAAAAAGGACCAAUACAGUCUGAUGCAACUUCUUUCCCACUACUUCCCAGAGCUGAAAGAGAUUGACAGCAUUGAAGAUGGUGAAACCAAAACUGUUUUCAUUUUUGAUGGUCUGGAUGAGUGUCGACUUCCUCUAGACUUAACAAAUGAUGAGAAGUGCUGUGAUGUCACGAUGCCAACCUCAGUGGACGUGCUACUGACAAACCUCAUCAAGGGGAUUCUGCUUCCCUCUGCUCUCCUCUGGAUAACCACACGACCUGCAGCAGCCAAUCAGAUCCCUCCUGAGUGUGUUGACCAAGUGACAGAGGUACGAGGGUUCAAUGAUCCACAGAAGGAGGUGUACUUCAGGAAGAAAAUCACAGAUCAGAUUCUGGCCAAUGAAAUCAUCAAAUACAUGAAGACAUCAAGGAGCCUACACAUCAUGUGCCACAUACCAGUCUUCUGUUGGAUAUCAGCCACUGUCCUUGAGAUGAUGCUGAAAGAGACAGAGAAGGAUGAAGUCCCCAAAACUCUGACCCAGAUGUACUCACACUUCAUGCUCAUCCAAAUCAUUGUGAAGAACAGGAAGUACAACAAAGCCACAGAGACAAGCCCAAAGGAACUGUCUCAGUCAGACAAAGAGAUGAUCCUGAAACUGGCAAAGCUGGCUUUCCAACAGCUGCAGAAGGGCAACCUGAUCUUCUACAAGGAGGACCUGAGAGAGUGUGGUCUUGACGUCACAGAGGCAUCAGAGUACUCAGCAUUAUGUACAGAGAUCUUUAAAGAAGAAUCUGGGCUGUACCAAGAGAAGGUCUACAGCUUUGUGCAUCUGAGCAUUCAGGAGUUUCUAGCAGCAGUGCAUGCUUUAGAAUCAUGUCUGGACAAGAAGGAAAAUGUUUUUCCCACCACUAGUGAUGAUGAAGAGAAGGAGUCAAUCCAGUUGUCUGACUUACACAGGAGAGCAGUGGACCAGGCCUUGAAGAGUGAGAAUGGACACCUGGACCUGUUCCUCCGCUUCCUUCUGGGUCUCUCACUGGAGUCCAAUCAGAAUCUGUUACGAGGCCUUCUGACACAGACAGGAAGUACCACACGGAGCAAUAAGAAAACAGUUGAGAGAACAGUCAGGUACCUUUCAGACAAGAUCGACGAAGAAUCCUCACCAGAAAGGAUCAUCAACUUGUUCCACUGUCUGAAUGAACUUGGUUCCAACUCUCUAGUUGAAGACAUGCAGACCUCCCUGCGAUCAGGAACUCUUUCAGAAACAAGACUAAAACCUGACCAAUGUUCAGCCCUGGCCUACCUGUUACUGAUGUCAGAGGAGGUGCUGGAGGAGUUUGAGCUGAAGACAUACAACACAUCAGAGGAAGGUUAUCAGAGGUUGCUGCCGGUAGUGAAAACCUGCAAGAGAGCACUACUAGCUGGCUGUAAACUCACAUAUGAAUCCUGUGAGACUCUGGCCUCAGCUCUGCAGACACCAAACUCCCCCCUGAGAGAACUGGACCUCAGCUACAAUGACCUGGGAGACAGAGGAGUGGAGCUGCUCUGUGUUGGACUAACCAGUCCACUCUGCAACAUACAGACACUAGUUCUAGGUCAGUGUGGUCUGACAGAGGGUUGCUGUUCAGAUCUGGCCUCAGUCCUGAGUUCACCCAACUCACAACUGAAACAGCUGCAGCUGAGAGACAAUGACCUGCAGAACUCAGGAGUUACAUUGCUGUCUGCUGAACUGGAGGAUCCAGACUGUAAACUAGACACACUGGGUCUAGGUCAGUGUGGUCUGACAGAGGGUUGCUGUUCAGAUCUGGCCUCAGUCCUGAGUUCACCCAACUCACAACUGAAACAACUGGAGCUGAGAGACAAUGACCUGCAGGACUCAGGAGUUACACUGCUGUCUGCUGGACUGGAGGAUCCAGACUGUAAACUACACACACUGGGGCUGUCUGGCUGUCUGGUCACAGAGGAGGGCUGUGCUGCUCUGUCUUCAGCUCUGAGGUCAAACCCCUCCCACCUGAAAGAGCUGGACCUGAGCUACAAUCACCCAGGAGACUCUGCAGGGGAACUGCUUUCAGCUGCUCUGGUGGAUCCCACAUAUAAACUGAUGAAGCUGAAUGUGGAUCAUGGUGGAGAGUGCAGGCUGAAAUCAGGGCUGAGGAAAUAUGCCUGUCAUCUCACCCUGGACCCAAAUACAGCACACCCACACCUGAUACUGUCUGAGGGGAACAGGAAGGUGACACGGGUGGUGGAGGACCGGCAUUAUGAAGACCAUCCAGACAGAUUUGAUUGUCUUCAUCAGGUUCUCUGCAGAGAAGGCUUAUCUGGGUGUCGUUAUUACUGGGAGGUGGAGAUGGAUGGUACCGGGGCAGUCAUUGGUGUGGUGUACAGAGGAAUGAAGAGGAAGGGAAGGGGGGUUGACAGUGACAUUGGAGCCAAUAAGAAGUCCUGGUGUUUAUUCUGCUCUCAUAGUGGUUAUUGCUUUUACCAUCCUGGAGUCUGUUGCAGAUCCAUCCCUGGUCCUGUUUCUAACAGAGUUGGAGUGUAUCUGAACUGGUCAGCUGGUACUUUGUCCUUCUAUAGUGUGUCCUCCUCUGGUACACUGACACACCACCUUUACACAGAACACACCACGUUCACUGAACCCCUCUAUCCUGGGUUUGGCGUUUCCUCCUCCUCAGUGACCUCAGUGACCCUGCGUCAGAUAGAUGACCAACACAUUCAGAGAGACCAUGGUGGAGAGAGUUGUAUCAAGCCUGGACCUGAGAACACCAGAGACCAUGGUGGAGAGAGUUGGAUCAAGCCUGGACCUGAGAAAUGGAUUCCUCAGAGCUGUAAGACUUGUGACCAUGUUGAGGACUCCACACACUGGCUUCAGAUUGAACCCUUGACUUCCACUGUCCAGGGAGUGACAAUGUUCAGGCACAGGACACCCAAAGGGAGUUAUGAGUGCACAGUGUCUGGGCUCCGCUGGCUGUGUGAGAGAGAUGUCAUUCUGAAGUAUCACUUCAGGAACUGGGAACCCUACAGUCAACUUCUGAAAGACAUGCAGUACACACAAGGUGGUCCAUUGCUGGACAUCACUAUGGAGUUAGGUGAACUGGAGGAAGUUCAUCUGCCACACUUUGUCUGUUUAGGGACCAACCCUUCCCUGAGGAAUGAGAUGAAGAUUCUUCAUGUAGAGGAACAUGGAGUGUCUUUAGAGGAAGUGCAUGAGGUCACCAGAUUCCAUGUUAAGAUUCUCCAUCCCAAGUUCUCAGCUAUCUCUGUUAUACUGAGCUAUAUCCUUUCUUGGAUCGUAGAUGUCCACUGUGACGUGGUCCUCUAUAUGGCAGUAAAAAAGUCAACAGUCAUUUCAAGGCUGUACCUGCUCCUCAGAAACUCCAGUCAGAAAGAGGCUGUUCGGGAACGGGAGAAAGAUCAGGUGUCCCAAGGAUAUUCAGAAUUUCUCCUGCCAAGUCCAAAUGGGCCCUUAAAGAUGAACACUUGGUUUGCACUCAAGAAUCCACACUCUACUUCCAUCUAUCCAGAGAAGAUUCAGCUGUUACCUGCAAACACCACACCAAGCUGUUGUAAGAUGAUAAUGGGAAACACAGGGGUGGACAUUGAGAUGGAGUUAAUCGGGGAUGAUGAGAGGACAGUAUGGAAAUCAGUGGUAUCAAAAGAUGAAUACAGCAAAGACUCUCAUCCAACACCAUUAACACUCCCUGGGAUUCCUGCUGAGGAGUUUCUGAAGAAACACAGGGCUGUACUCAUUCAGGGAGUCAAAAACCCAAUACCAAUAGCAGAUGAUCUGUCGUCAAAGAGCAUGAUUGGUGAUGAAGAGUACUCCAGAAUAACAGCUGAAACAACUGAACAGGAGCGAAUGAGAAAACUACUGAAUGCAGUCCUCCCUAAAGGACCAGAAGUGAUGGGAGCUUGUCUCAAAGCUCUCAGUGAACAUGAACACCAUCUUGUUAAGUACUUGAGUGAAUCUAGCACCUAAUCUGAAGAUGCUGAGGCCUGUCUCCUAGUCUAUGGACAAAGACACUUCUCC